Messenger RNA from Morus notabilis, 1355 nucleotides. Its product is annotated as methyltransferase-like protein 7A. The transcript is spliced from 6 exons. The record is from RefSeq and is a predicted model, not a curated record. The coding region runs from base 80 to 997 and encodes 305 amino acids. NCBI's taxonomy places the organism in Eukaryota, Viridiplantae, Streptophyta, Magnoliopsida, Rosales, Moraceae. Gene Ontology annotation, molecular function: S-adenosylmethionine-dependent methyltransferase activity.
CAUAAAAAGUUGAAAAAGAAAGAAAAGUGUGCAUAACAUGGGUCACGUAAUCCUUUGACUGCACAACGACCACAAAGAAAUGAUCCUUUCUUGUUCGUCAUCAUCAUCUCUUUCUCCCAGCGCUCGAUGCUCAUCCAACAGAACCCCACGUGCCAAACUCUCACCGCCGUCCGAUCAUCCGCCAUCACGGGUCAACGCAAACCGGAGCCCCGACGAGUCUCCGGCGCACCUGGGCAGUUCAUGCACGUGCGGAAGAAGAAGGCUCUUCAUUGAAGCAGCAGCCACAUCUUUUCUUCCCUUUUCCCCAUCCAACGCCUCCGAUUACACGACAAUGUUAGAGAAGGUUCACCCUCCUAGACCAGAUUGGUAUGAGGAGUUUUAUGCUUCUGUUUUGGAUACAAGCAUGAAAGCUUAUGAAGCUGAGAUUUCAGGUUACAAGGCCGAGCUCUUUGCUAAUUUUAAGGGAAAGGCUCAGAAAGUGUUGGAGAUUGGCAUUGGGACAGGUCCUAAUCUGAGGUAUUACGCUGGAAAUGAUGGUGUCCAAGUUUUCGGAGUUGAUCCUAAUAGAAAGAUGGAAAAGUAUGCCAAGGCUGCCGCAGCCGCCGCUGGCCUGCCGCCUCCGAAUUUCGAGUUUAUACAAGCGGUUGGGGAGGCUUUACCACUAGGUGAUGCUUCUGUGGAUGCAAUUGUUGGAACCCUUGUAUUAUGCUCUGUUAAAGAUGUUAACAUGACCUUGAAAGAGGUUAAACGAGUGCUCAAACCAGGUGGGCUUUAUCUAUUUGUGGAGCAUGUGGCAGCAAAAGAAGGAACAACUCUCAGAUUCAUACAGAGAAUUCUUGACCCUUUACAACAGACUCUUUCUGAUGGGUGUCACCUCACAAGGGAAACUGGAAAGCACAUAUCAGAAGCUGGGUUUUCAGAUCUCAAGCUUAGCACGGCUUUCUUAUCUAAUGCCUCACUUAUAAACCCUCAUAUCUACGGAGUAGCUUGCAAGUAAACGCCACAAUUAACAUGGAUAGAUUUUUCUCUUUUGGAGGCAAUAAUUAGCAUGUGUAUAUUAAAAUCCAAUGUUUUAAUAUAUCUUCACAAAAAAAGUACAUGGCCAAUGAUAAUUAACAAUAAUAAUUGUUAUUAUUGUUAUUAUUUUUUUUUUUAUGACAUAAGGUAUAUUUGGACCAUUGUAAAUAUAGUUAUGGGAUGGCAAAAGUUGGUGGAAAAAAACUAAUUAUACUAGGCGUUUUUUGUCCAUUACAGAAAGGCAAAGUCUGAGAAAAUGUUUUGUUCCUUUUCUUGUCCUUAAGCCAUCAAACAAGUUGAAUGAAUCAUGGAAUAUCUCAGGACAAAAAAAGAGUAGA